This is a messenger RNA of Sander lucioperca (pikeperch), 2401 nucleotides long. Its product is annotated as homocysteine-responsive endoplasmic reticulum-resident ubiquitin-like domain member 2 protein. Gene Ontology annotation, biological process: endoplasmic reticulum unfolded protein response. NCBI's taxonomy places the organism in Eukaryota, Metazoa, Chordata, Actinopteri, Perciformes, Percidae. Gene Ontology annotation, molecular function: protein binding. Bases 362 to 1486 code for a protein of 374 amino acids. The record is from RefSeq and is a predicted model, not a curated record. The transcript has 10 exons.
GUGCAACGAAGAAGACCAACACCCAAGUUCCAGCAGUUCCAGUGAGCCGUCUGUACACAAUUACAGGAAACACCUUGCAGACGCACAUUAGCAUUAUCAGACUUUAUAAUAUUAAAGCUUCGCUCUGAUGUCAGGAGAAAACUUUUAGGAGGACUGUAGCCAGUACCUCUAACAGGGCAGUCCAGAUCUUCUUUUUUUUUGUUCACCACUGGAGACAAAUGGUUUUUAGUCAUGGAUCAAGGUGUUGUGGACAGUCCUGCUGUUACCCUUGUCAUCAGGGCACCCAACCAGAUGUACGAUGACCAGACCAUCAACUGUUGCCAGAAUUGGACCGUGAAGAAACUUAAAGCACACCUGUCAGAUGUAUACCCAUGCAAACCAGUUGGCCAGGAUUGGAAAUAGGCAAUUUAAACUCCUGAAUGGUCGUACAGUGAAUGCAGGCUUUAAGAGGACACACCUGACCUUGUUGCACUGCGAGAGCUCCAAAGACCAGAGGCUGGUGUAUUCUGGGAAGCUGCUUUUGGAUCACUUUACCUUAAAAGAUGUGCUCAGAAAGCAGGAUGAGUACCAUAUGCUCCAUCUGGUGUGCGCCUCACGAACCCCUCCCAGCUCGCCGAAGCCCCCCUGCAGCCACAGUAACAAUCCUCAGGAGGACUCAGUUGGUCCCACGCCCCUUCAAAACUCUACUAGUCCUUCCACUGGUCAACAUAGCCAGUCAUCUACAGGAGAGAGCAGUGAUGGACUCAGACAGCGAUCUGGACCCUUCCCUUACCACCAGAUGUAUCCACAAUUUAUGGUACACAGCUGGAAUCAGUACUCCCCACAGUCAACUCCUCCCACAAACAUGCCCGCCUAUUACAACCCCAUGACACUAAUGUGGUGGCAGCAGUUGUAUGCCCGGCAAUACCACAUGCAUUAUCAGUUACUGGCUGCCUCCUCUCAACACCUCAGGCCAGACCAGCCCUCGACUCACUCUAACCAGCCCGACCCUCUGACCCAGCGACCUCAGGUGGAUCGGGGCCGUGGCAACCAGGAAGUCCAGAUGAACGCCCAGGGAGGGGAGAUCAUGAACGAGGAGGAGCUGAACCGGGAUUGGCUGGACUGGGUGUACACAUUUUCACGUGCUGCGAUCCUACUCAGUAUAGUCUACUUCUACUCCUCCUUCAGUCGGUUUGUCAUGGUGAUGAUGGCCAUGCUAGUGCUUUACCUGCAUCAGGCCGGCUGGUUUCCCUUCAACCUGGAGAAUGAACUCCCUGGAGACAGAGCAAAUCAGGACGAUAUGGAGGGAGAGCUACAAAACCACGACUUUGAGGAAAUGGAAGGAGUGAUGGAUGACGGCUCGGACGAUGAUGGGGAAAGUGGAGAGGAAGGAGCAGAGGAUCCAAACAGCGCCCCCCACACAGGCUUCCUGUCCUCCACGUGGUCGUUCAUCAUAACCUUUUUCAUGUCACUCAUCCCAGAGGGACCGCCAAACGCUGCUAACUGAACCACAAGCCGCCACAAGGGCACAUUCUUAAGAAGACGAGUAUCCUACCUGCUUAGGGAAACUGUUUUCUGUUGCAGUACAGUGUUGUAGUUUCCCAAUAGUGUACUUUACUACAUAUGUAAGACUCUGAGCCAAAACACAAAUGACUGAUUGUAACCCAAAAAGUGGUCACAUGGAGUUUUUGAACUGCCCAAUGACACGAAGAUUAGUUUAAGUGGGAUUGGUAGGGAUGCCUCAUAAACAUAGUCAAAAUAAUAAGUGUCUGUCAAUGCAUUCUGUAAUUUUUAAAAUAGGGACAGAAGGCAUAUUUAUAAAGGAAAUUACUGACGGCACUCCUUGUGUUUAACAACCUGAAUCUCUUUUUCCUUUGUAAGAAGUUGCGAUAUUUGUUAGUUUUGUUUGAAUUGUUAUGUUUUUUUGUAAUGGUGGUUGUAUCCAAACAAGACAUUUUAUUUUAGUAAGGGCCACUUCAGUCCAAAAGCUAAUGCAGCGCCUGUGAUAAUUUAGUGAUUUGGGCCUGAAAGCUCAUAAAAUGUGUCUGAACACAUUACUGUGUACUGUGUUGAAGUGUAUCUCAGAGUGAUGUUGGCUACAGAAGUGUGAUUUUUACUAGUGAAACAAUGUACCACUAAUUCUCUGACAGCCUGAAAGAACUGAGUGAAGUAGAAGAAUUAAUCUUCCAGAAUUAAUGGAAUAUCAAACAGGACGGUUGUUGUUGUUGGGAUUUAAGUCAUGUGGCAUUGAGCGGAGAAGAGACACUUUCAAAUGUUUUACUGUUAAAUAAAGCACUGCCACAAUUCAGAGUUCAUGUAGGAGUAGGACAAAGCUACACCUCUUGAGUUUGUGAAAAUGGCUACUGCUGUAUCUUUAACAUGUGUACCAUAAUAAUCAUGUUUAUUAAAGGUCCCAUGGCAU